AUGCCGUGUUGGGAUUCACCUGAGGGAUCUCCUCGCGCCCAGACUCCUCAGACAAUAAAGGAAUAUCAGGCUCAAGAGAAGAGAAUUGACAACGCCGUGAAAGUCGGCCAGGUCAUCUUUGACACUUUUAACCAGGUCAGCGCUGAGCGUAGUGUUGGUGGGUUGGAGGCCAGCAGAUGGGCUUGCGACCAUCACGUCUACUCGCUGGCUGAACCUGUCCUCAACCAGGGCAAAAACAAACCACAAGGACAAGAGGACAACAAGCAAAACAACACUGUGAACCAACCUCAUCCAAAGCGUGCUUCCAACGAGGCAAAGAUGGAGAAGAAAGAAGGACCCCCAGUUGUCAACAUUGAUGACACUGAGGCAUUCAUGAAAGCUGUUAAAAAGAUCAAUAGGGUUGGUGGAUUCGACCUGAAAGCUCCUCCAGCUCCCAAGGCUGCUCCUAUUGAGGUCAAGGAAAGCCGUGAGCCUGCUGCAGAGCUACGCGUUACUACGUCUACCCAGCCUGUUGUCGAGGAUAACAAGUGCCCUCCAGCUGAAGAGGAAGAACACGCUACGAAGGAAGACGGUGCUACGGAGGAAGCCUCGAUUCCGAAAGACGAAGAGGAGGAUCGCGAGCAUCUAGUCACUUUCAAGACCUGGGGAACUCCCGCUGAGCGACCAGUGACAGCCUCUGCCCCUCGCCGUAUCAUCCUGACCGGUAUCCCAGUUUUCCUUCGGGGUCCAGCUCGUCUCCUCGCUCUCAUCCAUGGCGGGAGGAUUGAGUCAAUUGUCGUGCACACAGCUAAUCAAUAUGCCGAAGUCCGCUUCUGUGACGCGGCUGCAUGCAAAGCGUUUUAUGACAAGUAUCCCAAUGGGAUUGAUGUCGACUAUAACGGUAGUCGCGGAACUGUGUUCGUGGACAUGGGCAAGGAGGUCGAUAUUGUCAGCUCCCGUCUGCUUGAAUGUUUGGAUCUCGGUGCAACCCGCGUGGUGCGUGCCAUAGGAGCUCCGCUGGACGUCAGCAUUGCUGAGCUCGUUGAGCUUGUCGACGGAAAGAAGUGGCAGCUAGAGAAGAUCAAUGACUCUUACGAAGCAUCUUCCAAAAUACGCACUGUCGUCUUUCGCUUCUGCUCCAUCGACACGGCCGUUCGUUUCCGUUCCUACCUCAUCCGUAUGGACAACUGGGACCAGGCUAACAUUCAGUUCGGCCCUGACCCAUGCGAGACUGCCACCGGCAUCCACUGGGAUUAG
Arthroderma uncinatum is the source of this 1236-nucleotide messenger RNA. RefSeq lists its product as uncharacterized. The transcript is spliced from 6 exons. NCBI's taxonomy places the organism in Eukaryota, Fungi, Ascomycota, Eurotiomycetes, Onygenales, Arthrodermataceae. The record is from RefSeq and is a predicted model, not a curated record. Bases 1 to 1236 code for a protein of 411 amino acids.